AUGAAGUUAGUUAUAUUUUUUUCAAUAAUUUUUAUAUUCAUAAUAUGCUUAGUAAAUUGUAACCAGGAUCCUAACAAUGACAUUUUUGUUCAAGAAAUCAUAGAAGACAACGUGCUUUUACAUACUAGCUAUGAUACAAAAAAAAGAAGUGUUAGAUUAAAAGUGGAAAACUCUUCAAAUACACAAUAUGUGGAAAGAGCCCUUGGUAUAUUAAACAAGCAAUCAUGUUUAAAACAUUCAGUUACUUCGAUUGACGAAAAUGGCGCAGCAAAAAUAAAAUAUGGACCAUUUUGUGAUUUUGAUGUAGAAAUAGAAAAUGGAUAUUUAAUUCAUGUAAUAUAUAUAAAUGAAUAUUGCUUUGAUAAAAACAAACUUAUUAGAUUAGUUUUUUUGAGCUUUAAUUUAAGGCUUCAAAUAAUGCAACAUAUUAAGAGACAAAAAUCUAACUAUGUGGAGUAUAAUCAUGAAAUUGUCUGGUUAAAACUUCCAAACAACAAAUAUGGUUCAUUUGAUCCCAAGACAAAAAGAUUUUCGAUAGUAAGUGGUAAAACACUUAAUAUUUUUGCCAAACCUGAAAAAAGUGUUUUCUUAAGAAACAGAACUAUUACUCAACAAUAUGAUAUAUCUUCUGAAUUUCUUUCAUUCGCUGAUGUAAAAUAUUUAAACUCAAUGAUGUGUGAUUAUGUUUUUAGAAAAAAACAAAAACAAAAAUGUUAUAAAGGUGGAUAUGUAAAUCCAGUAAAUAAAAAACAAUGUCUGUGUCCAUUUUUCUAUGAAGGAAAAGAUUGUAAAAAGUUAAAGAAAUCAAGCAAACAACAUUUAUGUACAAAUCAAGAGAUAAUACCAACAACUAAUUUACAACAUAUGGUAAUUGACUUAGAAGUAGAAUGUUUUCAUCGUUUCAAAGCUCUUGAGGGACACAAGGUUCAAUUAAUAAUAUUACCCAAACCCCCAUUUGUAUAUAAUUGCGCAUAUUUCCCACUUAUUGAAAUUCAGAACAAAAAAGACAAAACAAAAAUGGGAACAGUUCCAUGUGGAUUCUUCGUAAAAAUAGAAAUUGAAUCUGAAGAUGAAAGUAUUUUGGUAUACAACUCAAGAUAUGGAUCAAAUUUAUUUUUCGAUGUAGCUUAUAAAGCAGUGCCUGUUAAAAAGUAA
Messenger RNA from Strongyloides ratti, 1155 nucleotides. RefSeq lists its product as hypothetical. The record is from RefSeq and is a predicted model, not a curated record. The transcript is spliced from 2 exons. Lineage: Eukaryota; Metazoa; Nematoda; Chromadorea; Rhabditida; Strongyloididae. The coding region runs from base 1 to 1155 and encodes 384 amino acids.